AAGUUUGGGUUUCCUAUGGCCUUCACUACUACAAUGUUGUCAUGGAGUGUGCUUGAAUUUGGUGGGUUGAUGAAAGGUGAGUUGGGAAAUGCUAAAGAAGCCAUCCGUUGGGCUACAGAUUAUCUCCUCAAAGCCACUGCUGAACCAGAUGUCAUAUAUGUUCAGGUGGGUGACGCAACUAAGGACCAUGCUUGUUGGGAGAGGCCUGAAGAUAUGGACACUCCAAGAACAGUGGUGAAGAUUGACAGAAAUACCCCUGGUACAGAGGUGGCUGCUGAGACUGCUGCCGCUCUUGCUGCUGCUUCUUUGGUUUUCAGAAAGUCUGACCGCAGUUACUCUAAGGUUCUCCUAAAGAGGGCCAUUAGGGUGUUCGAGUUUGCAGAUAAGUUCAGAGGUUCCUACAGCAAUGGGCUCAAGAAGUUUGUGUGCCCCUAUUAUUGUUCCUAUUCUGGAUAUGAGGACGAAUUGUUAUGGGGAGCAGCUUGGUUACAGAAAGCCACAAGGAGCCCAAAAUACCUAAACUACAUCCAAGCAAAUGGGCAAACCCUAGGAGCUGAUGAAAGUGAUAACACCUUUGGAUGGGAUAACAAGCAUGCUGGUGCCAGAAUUCUUCUUUCCAAGGCAUUUCUAGUCCAAAAGGUCCAAUCCCUCCAUGAUUACAAGGGUCAUGCAGAUAACUUCAUUUGUUCGCUUAUUCCAGGGGCACCGUCUUCUCAAUCCACUUAUACCCCAGGUUCCUGCUCUGCAUAUCUUGGUUUCUAUGGGAAAAACAUGAUGGAUGACUCUAAUAUGCAGUAUGUGACUUCUGCUUCCUUCUUACUAGUCACCUAUGCCAAAUACUUAACCCAGGCGCGGAAGGUUGUUAAUUGUGGCGGCUCCGUUGUCACCCCUAAGCGACUUCGAUCCAUUGCCAAGAAGCAGGUGGACUACCUAUUGGGGGACAAUCCAUUGAAGAUGUCAUAUAUGGUGGGAUACAGUCCAAGAUACCCAAAAAGGAUACACCACAGGGGCUCAUCUUUGCCAUCCAUGUCUGCACAUCCAGCGAAAAUUGCUUGUGGGUCGGGUUUCUCCAUCAUGCAUUCGGAGAUCCCCAACCCGAAUAUACUAGUCGGGGCCGUGGUCGGUGGACCAGACGAGCAUGACCACUUCCCAGAUGUUCGAUCCGAUUAUUUCCAAUCGGAACCAGCCACCUACAUCAAUGCACCACUUGUUGGGGCAUUAUCUUACUUGGCUCACUCCUUUGGUCAGCUUUAGCUAUAGCUAGCCUCUUCUUUUACUAUUUACUAAUUUACUAUUUACUAUUGGAAGAGGGUAGAGGGUGGAAAACAAAAAUUCCUCGAGCCCUGAACAAAAAUGCGAAGCGCAUAUAUCUAUAUAUUAUUUACUAGUUUUCAUUUUUAGCAAAUGUAAGCUACUGCGUACAAGAACCGGCGUUAUAUUAGUGUAGCCGUACCAAUUCGCAUGAAUGUUUUUUCUUUUCUUUUUAUUGUAUUAUUUAUGGGCA
Molecule: messenger RNA, 1504 nt
Organism: Cynara cardunculus var. scolymus (artichoke)
Lineage: Eukaryota; Viridiplantae; Streptophyta; Magnoliopsida; Asterales; Asteraceae
Product: endoglucanase 17
Exons: 7
Coding region: 16-1254 (412 amino acids)
Biological process (GO): carbohydrate metabolic process
Molecular function (GO): hydrolase activity, hydrolyzing O-glycosyl compounds
Source: RefSeq, a predicted model, not a curated record